AAAUCCACUAUAAGUACCGAUCCAUUUUCCGUCUCAAAACUAUCCAUAGACUUUUUGAGCUUUCGUGUUUGUCUUUUGAAUUCUUUCCUUCACUUUCUCGAGAAAAAAAAAUGUCUUCAGGUUGCAAUUGCGGAUCUAGCUGCAGCUGCGGUGACAGCUGCUCAUGCAGCAGGAACCUUAACCUUGGAUACUCGGAGAAGACAACCAGCACUCAGACCAUCAUCUCCGGAGUUGCGCCAGUGAAGAUGACCUUUGAGGGACCAGAGAUGAGCACUACUGAAUCAGGACAUGGAUGCAAGUGUGGAUCAAACUGCUCUUGUGAUCCAUGCAACUGUUGAAAAGCUUCAUAGAUUAUGAAAAAAGAAAGCAGCAAAAUAACAGGCCUCUGUAAUGAUUUAUUUUCAAGGAUGAAUGCCUGCAAGGUCUAUAAUUAUGUCUCUGUCUGUGUCUUGUGUAAUAGAAGCUUUGUUUGUGGUGAAAAUAAUGUAUAAGCCAUUUGGUUGGGAGCAAAUUUUCCUUUUGUCCAAAGGAUUUUUUGCUGCUCAUUUAUGGUGACUUGGUUUAUGGUUUUAUCUGUUGUUAAAAUCUUAUAAAAAUAUAUAUCGAUUGCUGCUCUUGGUUUGUAUCAAA
Molecule: messenger RNA, 630 nt
Organism: Gossypium raimondii (Peruvian cotton)
Lineage: Eukaryota; Viridiplantae; Streptophyta; Magnoliopsida; Malvales; Malvaceae
Product: metallothionein-like protein 1
Exons: 3
Coding region: 111-338 (75 amino acids)
Molecular function (GO): metal ion binding
Source: RefSeq, a predicted model, not a curated record